This is a messenger RNA of Tripterygium wilfordii, 1377 nucleotides long. Its product is annotated as ethylene-responsive transcription factor 3-like. Gene Ontology annotation, biological process: regulation of DNA-templated transcription. Bases 263 to 910 code for a protein of 215 amino acids. The transcript has a single exon. The record is from RefSeq and is a predicted model, not a curated record. Lineage: Eukaryota; Viridiplantae; Streptophyta; Magnoliopsida; Celastrales; Celastraceae. Gene Ontology annotation, molecular function: DNA binding; DNA-binding transcription factor activity.
AACCGGGCUCACCAGUUCCCUGAAGAAGGAAAGAGAGAAGACAAGAAAAUCCAUUCGGGAGGGAAGAAGAGAGGAAGAGGAGAAAAAGGAGAGUGAUUCAGACAAGUAAAGAGAAAACCAAAUCAUGAUUGAGAGACAAAGUUAACAUAAUCGCUUCCAAAGGAGUGGUGGUACUGGUGGUGGUCGCCAUACCCUAAAAUCUCCAAAUUCAUCCCCACCCACCGUCUCCCGAAUAUCCGAAAUCUCCAUAUCCGGUUCAGUCAUGCGGCGGGGGAGGACAGGCAAGGCGGCGGUGGAUCCAGCGGUGGUUGAAACGGCACCGUUGAAGCAGCAACAACGACAAACAAUCGGGUCCAAGGAAGUCAGAUUUAGGGGCGUUAGGAAGCGGCCAUGGGGCCGAUUCGCUGCCGAGAUCAGAGACCCGGGGAAGAAGACGCGUGUCUGGCUUGGUACGUUCGACUCGGCUGAGGACGCGGCUCGAGCUUACGACGCCGCGGCUUGGUCUCUACGCGGACCUAAGGCGAAGACUAAUUUUCCUUUACCGAAUAAUCAGACUCAGAUUCAUCUGCAUCACCAACAUAUCGCUGAUUCCAAUUCCGACGCCGUUCAGGUUAAUAGGCCGACAAGCAGUGGCAUGAGUUCAACUGUGGAAUCUUUUAGUGGACCUAGGGUUUCGAAUCCGGUUCUUUCUGUUACACGGGUCGCCCAGAGACCCAUAAAGCUGGUCUCACCGGAGGAUUGUCACAGUGACUGUGAUUCGUCGUCCUCCGUUGUGGAUGAUGCUGAUGAUUGUUAUGUGCUUUCCUCUUCUUUCCGUAAAGUCCUGCCAUUCGAUCUGAACUUACCUCCUCCAGUGGACGACAUUGAUUUCGGUGGCGAUGAUCUACAAGCUACUGCUCUCUGCCUCUGAUGGUUCGGCCUGAACUGAAAUGGUUAUUUUUUAUGUUUUCUUCUAAUUCAAUGUCUAAUUUUCUCUGGAGGAUGAUUAAAGAAAGAAUUGGGUACUUGAUGGUGGAAGUGGAAGAGUAUUUGAGUUUUCAUCACAAUUUGCGUCUCUCUUAUGCGUUUACAUGAUCUAAUGGUUUCUUUUCUGUAUUUUCACAUGGUUGUGUGAUCUGGGUCUGGGGUGUUUCUUCAACAUGAUGUCUCUGUAUUGUUAAAGGAUAUGCUGUCUGAUUUACAUGAUUGUGGGUCUGAUAAGGAGUUUUAUCUUCUGAUCUGAUGCACAUCAUCCGCCUAUUGUGUAUAUAAAAAACAAUAACAGUUUAGUUUCUGCCAUCAGAAACAUGAAGAUUUUGUUCUGUAUGUUCGUAGAGUUGGUCUGCAUUGUACUUUACAGAUGUGGAAUGAAUGGUCUCUUGCAGCUUUGCCAUGGAA